UAUCGCCUAUCAUCGGGCGGGCUCUUUAUCUCUGGUAUCAAUCGCUGCCGCUACUUCUUACCCACAGCUACAGCCACAGUUCGCACGCAUCGUUUUUCAGUUGGUCGUCGACGGCGUAGUCGAGCGUCCGUUCUCGAGAGACGAAUAUCCGAAAAAUGCUCCAAGUGGUAAAGCUACGGAGUUAAAAGUAAAAUUCCGUUGCAAUCCUGUACUGGUGCUGAGUGUUUGUGCAGAGCUUGGUUCAGCCACUGACUGGUCUUGGAGUUGUAAAGUCCACUUACUCGGUGAUCACGUAACACAGUGACUUCAACCGGAGCGCUUAUUUGUACAAGUGUCGUGAAGAGUAUUUCCUCGAAAGUAGUACAACGGCAGUGGCUCGAAAACAAACAAAUGUGGACUAACGGUCGAACCCGGUUCAUGAUCACCGUCUGUGUGCUUCUCAGCACUCUCAUCGGUACCAGCUUGUGUGAGGAAGCGGAUGCCCCGGCUGCUGCUGAGGAUGUGCGCCCCCAAACACAGUCACUCCCGGUUCCGGUGUCACAUCUGUGCAACUUCACGAAACCACUGCUCGAUCCAACGGAAACCGAGGACGAUGGUUACUGUAUCUGUAAUACGCACAACGGACAACCUUGGGGCAUUCCGGUGGUUGAGAUCAACUGUCGGAAUCGGCUGCUGACGCACCUCUUCGUUCCCGGCGUAGUGGAACAGCUGCCCCAGGGUACGGUCCGGUUAGACCUUUCACACCGGGAACUCACCGACGUACCGUGGUUGGCCGGUAGCUCGCUCCACUAUCUACAUCUCGACCACAACGCGAUAACGACGGUUCCCGAUAAGGUGUUUGCUAAUUUGAGUAGCCUGCUCGAGCUCGACCUAAGCCGGAACCGUAUCGAAGUGCUGAGCACCGAUGCGUUGGCCGGGCUGGCGAUGCUGAAACUGCUCGAUCUGAGCCACAACCACCUGCGAACGAUCGAACUGAACGCCUUCUCGGCUUCGAUCCAUCUGGAGCGUCUGGUGCUAUCGAACAACAGUGCGCUCGGUGAGUUCUUUAACCGUACCGGUGAAUCGGAUCUGUUUCUGCGGCUCGGUGUGACCACACGGCUUGCCACGAUCGAACUCGAGCGGUGUAAUCUCACCGACAUUAGCCUGACGAACGGAGCGGGACUCGAACGGGCACUGCUCGGUCACAAUCGAUUCCAGCAGUUGUCGCAGCUGCCGAAGCAACUGACCCACCUGGACGUAAGCGGUACACCGAUCCGCUCGUUGCCACCCAAGUUCCUGCCCUACCUGCUGCACCUCGAUACGCUCAUCAUGCAGGACAUGCCGGCGCUGAUUAUGCUCGAGGCGUACUCGCUGUACGGGUUGCCCCGGUUGACCUAUCUGAACCUGCAAGGUUCCCGUAACCUCACCACGGUCCAUGGUCAUCUUUUUGGACAGAAUGUGGUGCGCAACGAGACGACGGAUGCGGGGCUGAAGCGUCUCGUCCUUGCUGGGACGAGCAUCCGAACGCUGAACGAUUCGUUGCAGGUGGCCUUCGAGAGUUUGCGACUGUUGGAUCUGCGAGGUGCUCCGUUGUACUGCGACUGUAAGUUGCGGUGGUUGCGAGAGAUGCGCAAUCUUACCACGACCGGAAUGUGCCUGAAGCCGAGUUCGUUGCGCCGGGCACCGUUUGGAUUGGUGCAGCCUCAUCAGUUCGAGUGCCGAUCGGAACAGUCUUGGGUUUACACGGUGUUCAACGUGAUCUUGGCUGUGCUGCUGGUCGUGGGGGUUGGUGUUGGUAUCUAUCUGAUCGUGAGAGCGAUCCGACCGGGGCCACAGGUUGUGAUGCGCCGGGUAGGGGAAACGAGCCCCUAUGCUCGUGUCACGAUCGAGCCGAAUCAGGCCGAGAACCUCUAGUGUGGUUCUAGGACUAGUGGACUGUCAGAUCGUAAAUCCGGGAAGCAACCUGCUGAAUUCCCUUCAAUUUGAAGUACAGAUAGGAUUACAGAUCGCUAGGUAACGUAAAAUACUGUUUGUUCGAAUCAGUGCCAUUAGAAAAAAAGUAUUUUUGACUUAAGAAACAAGCAAAUAGGUUUCGAAAAACUAAUAGGCAGGGCAUAGGGUAAGAGAUGUAACCGAUCGUUAGGGGCGUAUUAUUAAAAACUCAUUUUGAUCAUUACUUCCGAUCAUCCAAUCAAUUUGAAGUGUCAACUGUGUACAAUCCAUUUCAUGCACUGAUCGAAUGUAUCCUUAGUUCCUGUGUCAACAAUUACUCAACGUUAAAGUAAGCUAACUCAUAUCCUUACAACCAUCCUUACCAAGACCAUUAUGUUAAGCGCUAGACUAGAGAGACCAGAAGCAGGGUUGUGACAGAACAUGUAAAGAAAAUACUAAGCAAACAUGUUAACAGAUUCAUAUUGUCAAAAGUAGUAAAAUAAAGAUUUUUAUAAAUA
Molecule: messenger RNA, 2429 nt
Organism: Anopheles aquasalis
Lineage: Eukaryota; Metazoa; Arthropoda; Insecta; Diptera; Culicidae
Product: leucine-rich repeat neuronal protein 2-like
Cellular component (GO): extracellular matrix
Molecular function (GO): protein binding
Source: RefSeq, a predicted model, not a curated record